Molecule: messenger RNA, 8471 nt
Organism: Salpingoeca rosetta
Lineage: Eukaryota; Choanoflagellata; Craspedida; Salpingoecidae
Exons: 9
Coding region: 96-8471 (2791 amino acids)
Molecular function (GO): nucleic acid binding
Source: RefSeq, a predicted model, not a curated record
AAACGAAUCCGAAGGCACCAACACAAACAUUUUGCCAACCCAGUUUGUUUACGUUUGGUGUAUCCCACACCUCCCAACCCGUCAAGCAAGCCAGAAUGAGUGGCCCGUCCAGCGGUGGUUCGCUGUGGAUCAUAUCGACACUCAGCGCGGACGCACUGAAGACUUCCCUUGACAGCGAAAGUGUCGACUACACGCUCGACCUCCUUCCUAAUGGCGCGGCGCGCAUCGGUUUCAGCUCCGAGGCCGCCGCGCUCAAGGCCCAUGCGGUGCUCAGCCGCGUGCGCAAGACAGGCUUCCAUGCGUCGCCAAAGCUCAGGACGCUGUUGCAGGAGAGGGGAAGUGAGCAUGCGAAGGAGUCCGCUGUUGAUAGAGGAGAAGCUGCCCACGCCAAACACCCAAGAGAGCAGGCAGGCUUUGGCUCAUACGCUUACCAGAAGAGCGUGCAGACGGUGCGCGAAGAAAAAAAGGCGCAUGACUCUACCGACACAUCGCCCUCAACAUCAUGGCCGCCACACCAGCGCCAGCAGCACCAGCACCAGCAGCGACGACCGCCAGGCCCAUCGGGAUGGUCACACGCAGGGGAAUACCAUCAUCAGCCCCAGCAGCCCCAGCAGCACGCGCACUACCAGCACCGCCACCAGCAUCAGCACCACCAGCAGUCGCUGCAGGGGUCCCCACACACACCCGCAUUUGCAUCGCCCCAGCCCCAGCCCCAGCCUGGUGUGAACGCACCACCCUUUUACUACCAACCACAACCGCACCAACAAGGGUAUUACGUGCAGUUUGCUCCUCCACAGCAACAGGGACCGCCGCCACCACAAGCUCCGCAACAGCAACAGCAACAGCAUGCGUUUCCACCCUACCACCCCCACAAUCAGCCACCACUGCUGCAUCACCAACACAGGCAACAACAACAGCAGCACCAGCAACAUCAGCAGCAACAGUACCAGCAGCCGCAACCACCGCGUGGUGGCACGUACGAUUUGCAUGCACGCAACAUUCCCUCGUCCAACUAUGAGGAGUUUCUGUCCAUGAUGUACGAUGCGGGCGCCGUGCGUGUGGACCGCAUGUCCAUCAAGAGCACCGCCGACUACUGUCUCGCCACUGUCAGGUUCCCGACAAAGGCACUGGCGGAGGACGCGCUGAAGAAGUUUGCCGCGUAUCUGCUGGGCACGCGCACGCUCGAGCUCACGCGACACAACCGCUGCCCGCAGUGGACCGAGACCGAACUGAAGCAGCACCUUGAUCCGAAACACACGUUUUUCGUGUUUAUCAAGAACAUCCCGCGUGGCUAUGAGCGCACGCUUGCGGCGCGCGUGCGCGAGCUUGAGGGCUAUCGGCGCGUGCAUGUGACGUUUCCAUCUGGCAAUGAAUCGAUUGUGUUUGCCAAUGCGAGCUUUGCUGACAGGCAGUCUGCGGACGCUGCCAUUCGCAUGCUGAGCACGCUUCGCCUUGGCGACCGUAUCAUUGAGGCACAGCCCAACACCAAGCAGGGUGAGCUGCAAGGAGACAAAGCCUGCGGUGCAGACACGGGUGGCGCGUACAAGGAUGAAGAAGACAUUCGCACACAGUUUGACCUUGAUGCGCCGCGCUCCCACCAGCAUCAGCGCCAUCAGUACCAGCCCCCUCCUGCACCCGCACCAACAUCCCAGCACCACCAUCAUCAGCACCAUCAUCAUCAGCAGCAGGAGUUCGCUGGUUCCAGGCCGCGUGGUGGCGGCCCUCCGUUUGAGCCUGAGCCGCUCAUCCCGCCAACGCCGGCAUCGUCAGCACCAACAACGGCAUCAUUCCAUGGCGGCGCACCGCAACCGCACCAGGCACACUCGGAGCAGUGCCCAUCAUCGUUGUAUGCCAAGUCAACAGCAGCGACGACAGCACCCCACACUGAGGACCCGUACCAGCAUCAACAACGUGCUGAGCCCACCCUGCCGCCAACCCUCCAGCGCCACCCGUACGAGAGCUCAUAUCAGCACCACGACCUCGCGCCGCGGUACGAACCGUUCACCCGGCAGCCGCCAGUGGGCCAUCAACCGGAGCCAUGCACAACAGCAGCACCACCACCACCUCCGGCACACGGCGACGAGAAGGGUGAAGGAGAGGAUUACGAGGCGGCGCUUGAGCCGUUUGAUGUGCUCGUGCACCACAUGGGCAUGCUUGAGCUGGGGCGCGUGCUCCUUGGCAAGCAGCAGGGCGUCAUCAGUAUCACGCCACUGGACGAACAGCAGGGGCAGGUUGCCCGCGUCAGCUGUGCGACGCGUGAGGUCGGCGAGCGCGUCCUGAGGGAGAUGACGAACUUCCCGAUUGGGAAGGUGCAGCUGACGGCCCGCCGCGACCCGGACUGCCCUGCUUGGACGGCGGACGAGCUGUGGUCCGUGUGGGUCGAGCCCGUGCCCGAAGGUCUUGAGGAAGUGCUGCCCUCGCUCGCCAAGGCAAACAGUGGCUUUCACUCCCACACGUACAAGCCGGACGGCAACCGCGUCAGAGGCACAUUCAGGUUUGUGUCGCGGGAGAGCGCGGAGCUGAUGGUCCGCCUGUACGACCAGCGGGAGGUGCUGGGCACGAAGCUCAACGUGUUCCCAGACCCAAAGGCAAAGAACUGGAAGAGCAAGGGCAAGGACUCCACGUCCUCCUCCCCUGCGUCCCCAACAUCCAUCACGCCGGCGCCUGUUGCGGGCCAGGCAAAGCGCAUCACGUUCUACCUGAGCGAGGCAGCCAGGAAGCGUGACCGCAAGGGCUUGACUGCCGCCAUGCCCUGGCCCACCGACACGUACCGCAGCGUGCAGGCGACGCUGGAGCGCGCUGGCGUCAACUUCCAGUCGCUGCAGGUCUUUCUGGACAUGCGCUGUGCAAGCGUUGACGUGGUUGCCGACAGCGAGGAGGCGUUCCGGAGCCUGCUGCCACUGCCCAUUGACACGGCGGGGGCCUGUCGUCUGGAGGCGCGGCAGGCACCGCUGCACCGCAUUGUCGUCACCUGUACCCCGCACAGCAAGCCCACCACGGGCCGCGACAUUGUGCAGGCGUUUGAGACGAACUUUGGCGGCAAGGCAAAGCUUGUGCCCAUCCCACAGUCCCUCAAGGACACGCUGUCCCGCAUCCAGCCGUUUGCCAGCACGCGCAUGGCCGAACAACAACAAGAACAAGGAGCACAACAGCAGGAUGGUGGAGGUCGCAGUGAGGCGCACAAUGCUGCCAAGCCCACGGUUGUGCACGACCCUCAUCAUUACAAGAAAGGCGAUGCUGACAACGACGACAGCAAGAGCAAGAGCAGCAGUGCGUCCUCUGAGACCACGCUGCAGCGCGUGUUUGUGCUGGAGAUAACAGACACGCGUGCGGCGCAUGCGUGUGUCCGCAGGAGGCAGUUUGCCACCUCUGUCUCGCACAAGUUUGUGGCGCGCCUGUGCUACCCGAACGACGUGCACGUGGCUGUGCUCGACCCCAAGCUGAGCGGCCUCCUGUCGGACCUCGUCGAGGCGUUCAACAAGAGCAGCGUGGCCAAGGACCUUGAUGUGCUGGCGGCUGCAACCACAAAUAACCGCAUCUGCUUCACGAGCAGCACCGCCGUGCUGGUGUGGUCGCAGGCCAAGCUGCUUGCAAGCUUCCUCGCGCCUGCCUUCCACCCGUUUGCCCGCAGCGACCGCGUGCUGGGCGACGACAAGAUCAUGGAACACGUCCUGAACGACUACGGCCUGAAGCUCGUGCGCUACCCGACGCUUGACCUGCUGCCCUACGCCAGCACGGCACACAGGGCUAUGCGGGAUGUCGAGUUUGUGCGGCCGUCGCCCGUCACCAGCACCCCACCCAUCGCAUCGCCCGUGGCACCCCAGCACGCCGCAUCACAAACAGCGACAUCAGCAACGCCAACGACAACGACAACAACAUCCACAGCAACAGCAGAUAAUGACGACCCUACGGCCGUUGCGCAGCCGCUGUGGGCGCUGUAUGGGUUUGGCGAUGACAAGCAGGUGGCGGAUGCCAUGGCGUCUGUGAUUGAGCGCAGCGCCAACACGAGCGUCACCUUGUUGGCCAUGUACCCGCACCAGUUCCGGCACUUUGCCGAGGUGGCUGCGAUGAAGGCCACCAUCAUGGCUGGCGUGACAUACAAGCUGGACGCCGUUGCGCCGGCCGUUAUCCUCCGCAGCACAGAUGCAAACGCGCUUCGCUCAUCGUGCGAUGCGCUCGCUGGCGCCAUCUCCGACCUCGUGAUGGAGGAGGUGUGCAUCCCGGGCUCGCUCGACAUGCUGCGGGAGGUGGUGACGUCGACCAAGGCCUCGCUGCUGCAGCACGUGCUGCUGACCAGCCGCGCCCACGAGCGCGACGUGGCCAACAGGGCCAAGCACGCCCGCCCGACUCACCCCGGGCACGGCGACCCGGCCAACGCUCCCUGGCCCUCCAUUGACGGCGGGAAACUGCAGGCAGCCACACACGUGCACCAUCAGGCCGCGGGUGGCGCGCAGCCGUGCGGCCUCACCACUGCCCGGCUGUGGCUGGUGGGGGCACCGGAGCACGUGCAGCAGCUGCGGGACUACCUGCUCACGCUGGAGUGCAAGGAGACGGCGCUGUCGCACGACAUGAAGCAGGCGCUCAUACACACGCGCGACCUGGACGGCGCCGCGCUGCACGCCCAGCUGCAGCAGCGGGGCGCCAUGCUGCUGGAGUACUCGCUGUACUACUACCUGGACCAGGACAGGGAGCGCGGGCUCGGCUAUAUCAACAGCACCGUCGGCGCCAACAUCAAGUCGCAGACGACGAUCAGCGUGACGGGCAUGCAAUACCGCUUCCUGGACUCGCAGCUGCUUGAGCUGGCCCGCAAGUUCCGCGUGUAUGUGCGCAAGCCCAGCGCGGAGGACAGGGACGCGUGCGCCUCAAGCGUGCCCGUGACCGUGGAGGGCAUGCAGCGGCAGCUGACGGCGUUUGACAAUGCGGUGCAGGACACGCUCAAGGAGUACCUGUGCCACGUGCUCGGGCUGCCGGUCAUUGACACGUCGCACGUGCCGGAGAUGUCCGAGGCGGACGUCACCUCCCUGAAGCGCAAGCUGUUCAACGACCUGACCAAGGCCAGCCGCACGCUGUGCCGCAGCAAGGAUCGCGUGGUGAGCUACGUUGCACCACAGGACGUGAUUGGCACGCCCACUGAGCGCAACGUGUGGAUGGUGGCUGGCCGGCGCGAUGUGAUGCAAACGGUCAUCCCGACGAUGGAGUCGACGUUCCGCACCAUCGCCCACAUCCGGCCCACGCGGUACGUGUGCCAGGUGCCCAUGUCCGUGGCCAAAGAUCUGCUGGACAGCGAGCUGGAGCGGCUGCGCAGCAACCACCCGCUCACGGGCGUCCUGGAGACAGACAACACCGCCCUGUUUGACAAGGACAAGGCGCGCUGCGUGCUGGUGCAGUCGCUGCGUGCGCGCGAGGCCGACGAUUGCAAGCAGGCAAUUGAGAACCUGCAGGAGCACGCCAUUGUGCAGCACACGGUUGGCUCGGACAUGGUGGAGCGGUUGACGAAGCUUGCGCUGCCGCAUUUGUCCCUCAAGGAGCUGGACGCCUCUGACCUGGCAGUGAUGGCGCGCGCAGCCAUGGACGAGGUCAACACGGCGCUCGCCGCCAACAAGCACUGCAGCAACACCAAGCUCAAGCUGGUGGACGUCGAAGACGACGACGACGAUGAUGAGCAAGAUGGCGUUUGCGCUGAUGCCGGUCGUACCGCAAGCACGGGCGCUGCUUCGGCAAACUCUGCUGGCACUGGCUCUUUUGAGCAGGCAGCACACGCAGGAGAGACAUCACAACAACGAGCGCAGGGCACGUACGACUCUGGCCGGGGCGACAGCCUGUCGACCUCAGUGCCGGCGCACCAAAGGCCAAAGAAGCUGGUGCUUGAAGGCCCACGCAAGGAGAUGGCGGCGGCGUCCGAGGUGCUGCUGACCACGUGCGAGAGGCUGUUCCCGGCCAAGGUGAAGCAGGCCGUGUGGGAGGUGGAGCCAUACCAGUACCACACCAUCAGCGAGACGCUGCCCGCGGUGCAACUGUAUGCGGAGUCGCUCGGCGUAAUUGUGCGCCUGCUGAAGGAGGCACAGGUGCCGCGUGCGCGCAACGUGCGGCGACGCGUGCGCAGGAAGGCCGGCACGCUGCGCGUGGAGAUUCGCGAGGGAAGCAUCAUCAACGACCGUGACAUGAACGCCAUUGUCAACUCGGCCAACCCGGACCUGAUGAACGACGGCGGCGUGGCGUUUGCCAUCUCGCAGGCCGCUGGCACGGAGUUUGAUGCUGCCUGCAAGGACUCGUUGGAGAGGAGCGGCCCCCUGCGGUGCAACGAGGCGCGCGUGACCACGUCCGGCGCGCUGGCCCUCUCGUCCAACAUUGAGCACGUGCUGCACAUGGUUGCGCCAAAUUUUGCGCCCGAGUUUGGCAGCACGGUGACGCAGACGGCUGCGGACCUGAAGACGGCGUACCGCGCGCUGCUGACGACGGCGCGGGACAACAACAUCCGCUCGCUCGCCACGUGCGCGCUCGGGUGCGGCGCUUUCCGCUGCUCCCCAUACGCGUCUGCACGCGCGCUGUUUGAGGUGAUUGACGAGGUGGACCGCGACGGUACGUUCUUCGACACCAUCCGCGUGACCAUCAUCACCGAGGACGUGAGCACGCUGUCGGCGUUUAAGCAGACGUUUGAGAAGUACUAUGGUGAGAAGGUGGGCAGCGGGCUGUAUGAGGACCUGCAGCGCAGCGCCCUCGAUGCGCCGGCCGAUGAGACGCCUGACCCCAUCCACACGUGGCUGUACACGGGCCCCACGUACACGGAGCCGCCCUCCAAGGCGGAGCUGGACAACAAGGCCGCCUGGAACGGGUUUACGCACGACGCGACGCUGCUGAUUGAAAACGCCUUCAACAAGUACCGGGCUGCCAUCGCUGCCAAGCGCAAGCGCAGCACUGCUGACAACGACGACGAUGAUGAUGAUGAUGAUGCUGGUAAUGGUGGUGAUGGCGAUGAUGGCAGUGAUGGCCAGCGCGGCAGCGUCGGUAAACACAAGGGUGUCGCUGCUGGCGGCGUUGCUGUGGAGCAUGCGCGCGAGAUGCCCAAUGUGAUGACAAAGCCGUGCGGUUGCUUCCCCGACAAGUACCUGCACAAGGAGCACUUCAAGAUGAGUGAGGAGGAGGCCGCCCGCGUGGUCGCCGACGCCCGUGCAACUGCGGCUGCGGAGGACGAGCGCAACAUGCGCCGGACGGUUGAUCCAGAUGUCCUGCAGCGGUGGCUGGAGUACAAGAACCGCAAGGCGUGGAAGUCGGCGCGCUUCUUCAAGUUCAAGAUCCAGUACACGACCAACACCCCCGGCAAGCUGGUUGACCGCUACUUCACGGUGGACUUCCAGGACCACUGGGUGUACGUGAGCCCCAGGAAGGAGCACGUGGGCAUGCACGUGAACGACCUGCAGGACUCUGUGACGCACGUGCUUGCCUGCGACGUGCAGGAGGACUCCAACUACGCCAUGACCGGGGGCGAUGCUGAUGCGAGCACGCAGGCCGGCACCGCCCAUCCCACGACGUCCUCGUCUGUGCCGCUGCACUUUGGCACGAUCGUGGAGGACGGCCCGUCGGGGCCCGAGAAGCUGCUGUGCGUCUUCCGCGGCAUGGAGCAUGUGCUGGAGCAGUGCAAGGCGUGGACGCAACGCCAUGUGCGUGCACACGUGCAGACGUACACGCUCAACAUGCCGCGCAGCCUGGAUCUGUCGGUGAUCAAGGCGGCGUGCGACAAGCACCACGUGCAACACGUGGAGCGGGAGCUUAGCGACGGGCGCGUGCAGUUUUGCGUCGCGGGUCAUACACCUGAGAUUCAGAGGUGGUUCACGUUGUUGGAACCGGAGACCAGCCCCAUUGGCAUUUUCUAUGUCCGGUGCUGCGCCUGUACAUUCAACAUCAGGGUGGUCGUCCCACUCGGGGCCCUCGCUCAGUGCACGGAGCACAUCAAUGCCCACGAUGGCAUGGUGUUUCGCUAUGAAAGGGGCACCACGUCGUCGACGAUGCACGUCGCUUUUCUCACAUUUGAAGCAGCCUACGAUGCCACGGCGGCACUGAAUGAAGCGCAAUUCAACGGUAGGCCCCGCUUUGAGUCCGAGCCAGACCUUCACGAAGGGUGGUUCACGUUGUUGGAACCGGAGACCAGCCCCAUUGGCAUUUUCUAUGUCCGGUGCUGCGCCUGUACAUUCAACAUCAGGGUGGUCGUCCCACUCGGGGCCCUCGCUCAGUGCACGGAGCACAUCAAUGCCCACGAUGGCAUGGUGUUUCGCUAUGAAAGGGGCACCACGUCGUCGACGAUGCACGUCGCUUUUCUCACAUUUGAAGCAGCCUACGAUGCCAUGGCGGCACUGAAUGAAGCGCAAUUCAACGGUAGGCCCCGCUUUGAGUCCGAGCCAGACCUUCACGAAGUUCUGUCCCGGGAUGAGGAAUUACCGCUUUUCCGCUCACAGCUGUGGGUUCUUGGCCAUUGA